Pantherophis guttatus is the source of this 2637-nucleotide messenger RNA. NCBI's taxonomy places the organism in Eukaryota, Metazoa, Chordata, Lepidosauria, Squamata, Colubridae. The record is from RefSeq and is a predicted model, not a curated record.
AUGGUGGUUUGUCGGCAGCGGCUUGUCGGUAGUGGCAGCGGCGAAGGUGAAGGCGAAGGUGGCAGUGUGGUGGAAAUCAAUGAAAACCCUCACCUCCUACCCAACAUCACCUUGGGCUUCCACAUUUACAACAGCAACUUCAUUGGAAGCUGGACCUAUCGUGGUGCCCUGGAGCUUCUUUCAACAAAGGACAAGUUCAUCCCCAAUUACAAGUGUGAUGGCCAGAACAAUGAAGUCGCUGUCAUUGGAGGACCCUAUACAAAAAUCUCUCUGGAUAUGGCAAAUAUUCUGUGCAACUACAAGGUACAACAGCUCAUCUAUGGUUCUGCUCCUACAAAUAAUCAUGGAGACGUUUUCCAAUGGAUGUUCCCUAACAAUAUACUUCAAUACAAGGGAAUUCUCCAAUUGUUGUUACAUUUUGGGUGGACAUGGAUUGGGAUGAUUUCUCUGAACUAUGAGGAUGGCGAUUGGUUUAUAGCGACUGUGGUUUCAAUGUUUGCCCAGAGAGGAAUCUGCUUUGACUUUAUUAAAAGUUUCCCCAAAAAGACAUACACUCAUGAGUUCUCUGAUAUGUUAGAGGAUGGAAAUGAACUAUAUGACACUCUCAUGGCAAGCACAGCGUCUGCUGUGGUUGUACAAGCUGAAUUUAUGCUGACUAUGAGGUUGUUGUUCUCUUAUCAAGGUCCAUCAAAAAACGAGAAAGUCUGGAUCAUGAUAGCCCAGAUGGAUUUCACUUCCACUUCUAUGCAAAGGGACUGGCCUCUACACUACAUUCAUGGUGCUAUAUCCAUUGUGGUUCACUUAAGUGACUUGGUCGGAUUUCAGGAUUUUGUUAGGGAAAGAAAUCCGGCCACCAAUGAAGAAGAUGGCUUUCUCAAGGAGUUUUGGGAAGAUGCGUUUCAAUGUGCGUUUCCCAACUCCAGUGGAGUGAAGAAUUUUGAUGGUCUUUGCACUGGGGAGGAGAAGAUAGAGACUCUCCCUUCUUCGAUUUUUGACAUGAACAUGAAUAGCCACAGUUACACCAUCUACAAUGCCGUCUAUGCUGUGGUACAUGCCUUGCAUGCUCUGUAUUCAUUCAAAAGGAAACACACAGUUUUGCCAGAUACAAGUCAACUGAAUCUUCGCCAUCAAGAAUUUUGGCAGUUGCAUCAUUUUCUGAGGACUGUCUCAUUUAACAAUAAUGCUGGGGAGCCUGUUUCCUUUGAUGAAAGUGGGCAAUUGGUGUCAGGAUUUGACAUAAUCAACUGGAUCACCUUGCUAAACCAGUCCCUCCUUAGAGUCAAAGUUGGAAGUUUAGAGGUACAUACAUCUGAAGAAAUGAAAUUCACCAUUCAGGAGAAGGCCAUUGUUUGUCCCACCAGUUUUAAACAGGUUCAGCCCCUUUCAGUGUGCAAUGAUCACUGUCUUUCAGGUCAAAGAAAAACUGUGAAAGAAGGGAAACUGUUCUGUUGCUAUGGUUGUCUUCCAUGUGCAGAAGAAAAGAUUUCAGCACAAGAGGAUGCUGAUGAGUGUGUCCUAUGUCCAGGAGAUCAGCAUUCUCUCAGCAGCUCAUCUUUGGAUGCCCUCUUACUGAUGUACUCCCGGAUACUCUGCAUCAUGUUCAAGACAGUUCAGCCCCUUUCUGUGUGCAAUGAUCAUUGUCUUUCAGGUCAUAGAAAAACCAUGAAAGAAGGGAAGCUGUUCUGUUGCUAUGACUGCCUCCCAUGUGCAGAAGGGAAGAUUUCAGCACAACAGGACUCAGGUGAUUGCUCCCAGUGUCCAGAAGGUUCCUAUGCAAACUAUAACCAGGAUUCAUGUAUCCCUAAAGAUGUACACUUCUUGUCAUAUAAUGAACCCCUGGGAGUUGUUUUGGUCAUGCUUGCUGUCUGUUUUUCUUCCAUCACAACUUGUGUGCUUUGGAUCUUUGUUAAGUACCAAGAUACUCCAAUUGUCAAGGCCAACAAUCGAAACCUCACCUACCUACUCCUCAUUGCCCUCCUGCUCUCCUUCAUUUGUGUUUCUCUGUUCAUUGGUCAUCCCAACAAUGUGAUGUGUCUAUUUCAACAACCUGCUUUUGCUAUCAUCUUCUCUGUGGCAGUCUCUUGUGUGUUAGCCAAAACCAUCAUUGUGGUGUUAGCUUUCAUGGCCACCAAACCUGGAUCAAAGAUGAAAAAAUGGGUGGGAAAAGAUUUGGCAAACUCAAUUGUUAUUUCUGGCACCUUUAUUCAAGCCAUGAUUUGCACUGUUUGGCUGACAACCUCUCCUCCAUUUCUUCAUUUCGAUGUACACUCCUUAUCUGAAGAAAUCAUCUUAGAAUGCAAUGAAGGUUCAACUAUAAUGUUCUAUUGUGUCCUGGGAUUCAUGGGGUUGUUAGCCACAAUUAAUUUUAUGGUGGCUUUCUUUUCUAGAAAAUUACCUAACAGUUUCAAUGAAGCCAAAUUUAUUACUUUCAGUAUGUUGGUCUUUUGCAGUGUUUGGUUGUCCUUUGUUCCAAGUUACAUAAGCACCAAAGGAAAAUACACAGUGGCUGUGGAGAUCUUCUCCAUUUUGUCUUCUAGUUUUGGAUUAUUGGGCUUCAUCUUUUUCCCCAAGUGCUUUAUCAUUCUGAUGAGGCCAGAACUGAAUGACAAGAAGCAACUCUUAAAGGGGAAACAUUAA